Aaosphaeria arxii CBS 175.79 is the source of this 1068-nucleotide messenger RNA. RefSeq lists its product as uncharacterized. Gene Ontology annotation, biological process: mismatch repair. Lineage: Eukaryota; Fungi; Ascomycota; Dothideomycetes; Pleosporales. The record is from RefSeq and is a predicted model, not a curated record. The transcript is spliced from 2 exons. The annotation marks the transcript as partial. Gene Ontology annotation, cellular component: MutLalpha complex. Gene Ontology annotation, molecular function: mismatched DNA binding; ATP-dependent DNA damage sensor activity; ATP binding.
AUGACUAGCAACAUUACUUCAGCCGCACUGGGUCAGAACGUGAGCAUCAAAGCACUCCCGCCAACAACAAUCCGACAAUUGGGAUCUUCGCAAGUCCUCGUUGACCCUACCUCGAUCGUCAAGGAGCUCAUUGAUAAUGCUAUUGAUGCCCGAGCUAGUGCAAUCUGGAUUGACAUCAGCUCCAACACUAUCGAUUCCAUUCAAGUGAAAGACAAUGGCCAUGGAAUACCCGCUGAAGACCGAGCGUUAGUGUGUCGAAGAUACUGUACUAGCAAGAUUCGUGACUUCCAUGACUUGAAAGAAGUCGGAGGGAAAUGGCUUGGCUUUCGAGGCGAGGCGAUGGCAAGUAUGGCUGAAAUCAGUGGCACACUGACUCUGCAUACGAGAGUGGAGGGCGAGCCAGUCGCCGUCUUAUUGCAGUAUGGGAGGAACGGCGAGCUUGUUUCCACGAAACGAGCGUCGCAUCCAGUUGGGAGCACGGUAAAGGUUACAGACAUCUUCUCGUCGCUGCCUGUGCGCAAACAGACUGCACUGAAACAUUCGUCGGCGUAUCUGGCGAAGGUCAAAAGAAUGAUGCAAUCGUAUGCACUCGCAAGACCAGGCGUUCGGCUCCAAUUUCGUGUUCUUAAAGGGAAGACUGAUGGAGCCAAUUUCAGCUAUGCGCCAAAUGCCACUGCCAGCGUCAAGGAUGCCGUGACCAAGACGAUAGGAAAGAACUGUGCUUCACAAUGCGAAUCAAGUGUUCUAAAAACAGCUGGCUACGAGAUUCAUGCGUUUCUACCAAAGGCAACAUCCACAAGACCAGCAGACAUCGCUAAUAUCGGGGCGUAUAUUUCGAUUGAUUCUAGGCCUGUUUCAACGACUCGGGGAACACCAAAGAAGAUAGUGGCACUAGUUCGGGAUAGACUUCGAAAGUCCAGCGAUGCGCUUGCCGCGGUUCAAGGCCCAUUCAUGACGAUGAACAUUAUUUGUCCGUCCGGCAGUUAUGACCCUAAUAUCGAGCCGGCCAAAGAUGAUGUACUGUUCGAGGAUGCCGUUUUGCUUAUGAGUGCUGUCGAAGAACUUUUG